GGGCUCCAUUUGAACCGGAGUCCCGCCGCAGAGAGAAGUAUCAGGUUUCCUCAGUGACAGUUAGCAUGAAGCUAAGCUAAGUCCUCCAUCAUUAUCAGCGGCGGAGAGUUUUAAUAAACCGAUCAGUGGGGUUUUAUGGACCAGCAUCGCGGUGUUUAGGCGGUUACCACCCCCCGGAGUCACGGCUAUCUGUCCUGGAUAACUUUUUAUCGCAGGCGAAGUGAAGCGGGUGUCAUGGCGGAGGGAGCGGACGCCGCGAAGAGGAAACAACCAGCGGGGAGGAAGAGCCGGCAGAGCGGGCUGAAGAGGAGCUCCAGCAGCCGGGUGACUCUGGAGAAAGUCCUGGGCAUCAGCACGGUCAGCAGCAGCGGUUUGACCUCUGACCCCAACUCUGGACUCAUCGCCUAUCCGGCGGGGUGUGUCGUCGUGCUGCUUCACCCGAAGAAGAACAAACAGAGUCACAUCAUCAACACGUCCAGGAAACCGUUCAGUGCUCUGGCUUUCUCUCAUGAUGGAAAAUACCUGGUCACUGGUGAGAGCGGUCACAUGCCCUGUGUGCGGGUGUGGGAGGUGGGCGGAGGUCAGGUGGCCGAGGUUCAGUCUCAUAAAUACGGCGUUUCCUGCGUGGCGUUCUCCACCAACAGCUGCUACAUCGUCUCCGUGGGAUACCAACACGACAUGACUGUCAGUGUGUGGGACUGGAGGAAAGGUUCGAUCAUCGCCUCCAACAAAGUGUCCAGCAGAGUUUUCGCCGUCUCGUUCUCUCAGGACAGCAGCUAUUUCGUCACCGCGGGAAACCGACACGUCAAGUUCUGGUACCUGGACGCAUCCAAAGAACGACGGGUGAACAGCACGGUGCCUCUGAUUGGUCGCUCGGGGUUGCUAGGCGACCACAAGAACAGUGUGUUCAGUGGAGUGGCGUGUGGGCGUGGCCUCAUGGCGUCCAGCACCUACUGCAUCACCAGCUCCGGCCUGCUGUGUCUGUUCAACAGCAGCCGACAGCUGGAGGCCUGGGUCAACCUGAAGACGUCGUCGGCGAGCUGUCUGGCGGUCAGCGAGGACUUCAUCUUCUGCGGCUGUGCCGACGGUCUGAUCAGAGUGUUCAGUCCGUCCAACCUGCAGUACAUCACCACGCUGCACCGGCCGCACCGCCUGGGCGUCGACCUCACCCAGAGCGUACAGCACGGCCUGUUACCUGCCAGUCCAGGAGCUCAGUACCCCGACACGCUGGCUCUGACCUUUGACCCCGCCGCCAAACACCUCACCUGUGUUUACAACGACCACAGUGUUUACGUGUGGGACGUCAGAGACGUGAGGAACGUGGGGAAACUGUACUCGGCCCUGUACCACAGCAGCUGUGUGUGGAGCGUCGAGGUGUACCCGGAGCUGUCCGACGUGUCUCAGGCCUGUCUGCCUCUGUCCUCCUUCCUCACCUGUUCAUCUGACAACACCAUCAGACUGUGGCACACCGACCCCCCCACCGGCCACAGGAACCUCUACAGCAACGACCUGUUGAGGAUCCUGUACGUGGGGGAGAACACGCAGCACCUGCAGGCUGAGGGGGAGAGGGGGGAGGCAGCAGGGGCUGAUGGGAAGGCUGGGAUAAGGGUGCUGGGUAUCAGUCCUGAUGGACAACACCUGGCAGCUGGAGACCGCUGUGGAAACCUGCGUAUCUUUGGUUUGGAGUUUCUGGACGAGUUGGUGAAGAUCGAGGCUCACGACUCGGAGGUGUUGUGUCUGGAGUUCUCGCCCACAUCCACAGGUGUGAGGCUGUUGGCGUCGGCCAGCAGGGAUCGACUAAUCCACGUCUUCAACCUGGAGAGGAACUACAGCCUGGAACAGACUCUGAACGACCACUCCGCCUCCAUCACUGCCGUCAAGUUCACAGGUGAGAGCCCGGAGGUGCGGAUGGUGAGCUGUGGAGCCGACAAGAGCAUCUACUUCCAGGCAGCUGAGCAGACGGCGGACGGUUUGUCGUUCUCCAGGAGCCAUCACGUGGUGGAGAAGACGACGCUGUACGACAUGGACCUGGACUCGUCGAGGACACACGUCGCCAUCGCCUGUCAGGACCGAAACGUCCGGGUUUACAACGUGGAAACUGGGAAGUUGAAGAAAUGUUUGAAGGGAUCGUCCAGUGAUGAAGGAGCUCUGCUGAAGGUUCAGAUGGACCCGUCCGGGAGUUUCUUCGCCACCAGCUGCUCUGAUAAAAACAUCACCAUCUUUGACUAUGAGUCAGGGGAGUGUGUCGCCACCCUGUUCGGACAUUCAGAGAUUGUCACCUGUAUGAGGUUCAGUCAGGACUGCAGACACCUGAUCACAGUCUCUGGAGACAGCUGUGUGUUUGUGUGGAGGUUGGACUCUCAGAUGACCGCCACCAUGAGGAAGAGGCGGGGUCUCAGACCUAAAGUUGCACCUGAAAGCUGCGGGCGUAAACAGAACAUCAGGAGAGAGACCUUCAUCACUGUUCCCUCCUCUCAGCUGCAGCAGAUGGAGGAGGAGGAGGAGGAAGCUGACCUCGGGACUCCAGCCAGACUGGACUCUGCUCACAGUGCUCAGCUGCUUCAGACCAACGGGAAACUGCCCAUGUGGUUCAGAAAACUGGGUCAGGGCGGAGCCUCCUCUGCCGUCCAAUCAGACGCCGAGCCUCGUCAGGUGCGGAGUCGGUGGACGGAGCAGCUGAACCCUCUGACCAUCUGCUCCAACUUCUCCCCGAGUCCCACCAAGAGUCAGGAGGAGGAGGAGAAGGAGGAGGAGGGGGAGGAGGGGGAGGAGGACUUCCACCCUCAGAGUCUGGAGAGUCUGCUGGGAGAGGAGGAGGAGGAGGAAGAGGAGGAGGUGCUGCAGACGACAGGUGAGGACAGGAGCACCUUCAUCCUCUACCCCAACCCCAACACCACCUCCGACAGGGAGUUUGACGUCGAAGCCGUGACCGACCCUCGGCGCUCUCUGACCCAGCUGGAGGUCAGAGGUCAGGGGGUGGAGCCAGUGUGGAGCACUCAGCUGAGUCCAGACUCGGCCUGUUCUGAGGGGUCUGCAGGAAGUCUGGAGCAGCAGCACGACACCGACACAGACUCUCUGAGUCAGGGCAGCUCUGUGGGCAGUCUGGGUCUGGAGGAUGACGACGACAGAAACUCUCUGAAGAACCACUUUGAUACUCUGGCCUCCAGUCUGAGCGAAGAGAAGUUCGACACUGACCUGAGGAACCUGCAGCCUCCGGAGGAGAAACACUUCCUGAACCCUCGACUCAGCAUCUCCACCCGCUUCCUGUCCCGCUUCCAGGACAGAAUCAGGGCGUGGCCGAGUCGAGCUCCGCCUCUGGUCUCCAUCCCAACCAGGAUCUCAGAGGAGAGCAACGUCAGCAACACGGUGGUGAACCUGGAGUCAAGCGUCGACAUCGGAUCAGAGUCGACUCAGAGAGAAAACAGCAGCGCUGUCGGAGUGAGAAGCAGCCGGUCUGUCGUCCAUAGAAGAGCUUCCUGUAUGAUAUCCCAUCAGCCCCUUCACCGCCCAACACGCCGCCGCCGACACACUGUGGUGGUCGUCCAGUGCAGAGAGACGCUGGGAGACGUCACCUCCAGGACUCUGAUGGCCCACAACAGCAGCCUGAUGUCUGGAGUCCAGCAGGGGGCGCCACGGCUUGGAUACUUAGGAACCACAGCCAGCUCCAGGGCCAAAGUCAGCCAGGACCCCCCCACCUCCUCCACCAUCUCCACCCAGGAGGAGAAGGAAAACUUUUCCUCCUCAGACCCCCAGCCUCCUGCUUCCCUACUGUCUGCAGGUCUGGACCCACACAGCCCCAAACCUGACCCCCAUCAAGACCAGAUCACAAGUGUCGCUGUGUUGUCUCAGGAGUCUCAGCAUCCUGUACCUGUGGCGAGCCCUCAGGUGUUGGCCACACCCACUGAAGUGACGUCACAGGGUGGAGUCGAGAGGUGGAGCGUCAGCAGCUCAGAGGCAACGCCAACGAAUCAAAACCAAACACUAAUCUUGAGCCCCGCCCCUCCAUCACACCCACAGCCACGCCCACCACCUGUGACAUCACCAUUUCUGACAUCAUCACAUCUGCCAUUGUCUCUGACAUCACCACUGCCUCCGGGCAGGGGGGUGGAGUCAAAGGAGCUGAGACCAGAAUCCAGACUGAUCGAGUGUCGACAGAUGAUGUUUCUGAACAAACUGUCGGAGCCGAUUCAUCUUCAUCUGAUUCACCCACAUCUUCCUCCUGCCUGUCCCGCCUCAGACAGGCUGUUUGUUGUUUCAGGAUCAGGUGAUGUCGAGGAGUCGUGCAGCCUGCAGCAGUGUCAGCAGGUCGCCAACGAGCUGAGACAGACGGCGAGACGAGCCAUACACCUCUACCAACAGCUCGGUGUGUCGCCCGGCGUUGCAGAGCGGCGUCUUCAGAUGUCGUCCGUCCUGCAGGAGGCGUUUGAUUUUGUUUACUCUGAGAUGCAGGUAGUCCUGCAGAAAGACGGACAGAGCAGCGGCGCCUCUGGUCACCUGGAGGAUGACGGGACGAUGUCACUGCUGGAGAAAUACUCUGAGAUGCUGGUUCAGAUGACCCAGAACAAACUGAACCGAAUCUGAUCCAAGACCAGAUGGUACGGAGGCUGAAAGAGGACAAAACUGACUUUGACCUCAGCCUGAGUGACAGACUGCUGCUGCUCAUUCAUCAACGACUGACAGAUUUUCUAAACAUCAGUAUUAAAUUUAAAGCACCUUACAUUUUAUUUGUGUUUUAACUCACGAUCACUGUUUGUACAUAAACUGUAGUUUUAUGUUUCUUAAUAAAUGUUUAAUGUUUCAGAA
Molecule: messenger RNA, 4803 nt
Organism: Lates calcarifer (barramundi perch)
Lineage: Eukaryota; Metazoa; Chordata; Actinopteri; Centropomidae
Product: mitogen-activated protein kinase-binding protein 1
Molecular function (GO): protein binding
Source: RefSeq, a predicted model, not a curated record